CGUUACCAGGUCAACUUCAGCAUAGGCCAUCAGGAACAGGGUGAGGCACGCCGGAUCAGCCAUUUUGUUCACAUUGUUUCCGGGUGGACUCUCGGACAGCUGCACAGAUUUCACACGGCUACUCCCGACGGCUGCCGGGCCCUGUAAAGACCCGAGUUGAUUGGCAGGCUGCGUAUAAAGCAGAGGCAGACGGGGUCCAGUUAGAUCAGCGGACGGACGGACGUCCAGCGGACCAGAAAACACUCGCACAGACCGACCGACCGACCGGUAGACAGAUAUGGAGUCUGAACCUAUCAACAGCGAUGAGUUUAAGCAAGAAAGGGAUAGCUGGGAUCAGGAAGGGAAACGCCCAGCGGAAGACGAGGGAGGCCAGUCCAACAAGCGCCCCCGACCGCCGCCUCCCGUGGAUCUGAGGAUCUUGCUGCAGAGCAAGAAUGCGGGAGCCAUCAUCGGCAAGCAAGGUUUGAACAUCAAGCGUCUUCGUUCAGAGUACAAAGCAACCGUUACCGUCCCCGACUGCACUGGCCCUGAGCGCAUUUUGACCAUAUCGGCCGACUUGAACACAGCCUGCGCAUGUCUACUCGACAUUAUUCCUGUCCUGGAAGACUACCAGAAGCACUACCAGGAGCAUAAGGACCUGAACUUCAACUGUGAGCUGCGCAUGUUGGUGCAUCAGAGCCAGGCGGGCUGCAUCAUCGGCCGCGCAGGCUUCAAGAUCAAGGAACUGCGUGAGCAAACCGAGGCAAACAUCAAGGUGUACUCUGAGUGCAUGCCGGGCUCCACAGAGAGAGUCGUCGCCUUGACCGGAAAGCCGGAGAAAUGUGUCGGUGCCAUCAAGAAAAUCAUCGAGCUCCUGCAGAAAGCCCCCAUCAAAGGACAGAACAUCCCCUACGACCCGUUCAUGUACGAUGAGUUCUACGCGGCGGAAUAUGGCGGCUACACGUCAUACGACGACCAACGCGGCGGCGGUGGCCGUGGCGGCGGGGACCGGAGGGGCGGCGGUUUCUCCGGGCGAGGCGGUUCCGGGGGCGGUCCCAGAGGGCGUGGCGGCCCUCCACGAGGCCAUCGCGGUGGCCCUGGAGGUCAGGGGUCGCGGAUGGGCGGCAACAUGGGUCACCGCGACAACUUCCACGGCGGUCACGGCGGCGGGAGGGCCGGCGGGCCCCGCAUGAUGCCCUCGGAGAUGAGGUCUGGCCCCCCUCCCAGCAGGGGGCUGGGAGGAGGGGGGCCGCCCCCCAUGCGCAACAGGGGGGGUCUGAUGUCCCAGGGGGGGCAGGGAGGCAGAGGCGGCAUGGGCGGCAGUGACCGGAUGGGCGGCUACGGAGGCGGUGGCCGCGACUUUACCCGGGACGACUAUGGUGGCGGUAGCCGGUUCAGUAGAGACCGGGACCGUGACGGAAUGGGCGGUGGUGGCGGUGGCGGCUUUGGUGGAGGCGGCGGCGGAGGCGGCUUCAGAUCGGGCGGCAGUGAUCAUGGAUUUGGCACUGGAGGUAACAUCACUUCAACACAAGUCACAAUUCCCAAAGAGCUUGCGGGCUCAAUCAUCGGCAGGGGCGGGUCUCGAAUCCGGACCAUCCGCGAGAGGUCGGAGGCUCAGAUCAAGAUCGACGAGCCGCUGCCGGGCUCGACGGACCGCAUCAUCACCAUCUCCGGGGACAACGACCAGAUCCGGAACGCGCAGUUCCUGCUGCAGGAGAGUGUGCGAGGCGAUUCACUGAUGGGCGAUCAUGGGUACUGAAAAGGGUCAUGCGAAAGAACAGUGUCAGACAACACUCUGGGAAGCUGUUCUGAGCUGUUCCUGACCCGUGACCCUUCACCUACGACCUCCAGCAGCAGCAGUGCACCCUGAGCCAUUUUUUGUGCGUUGUUUUAGUUUGUAGUUUUAUCGCCCUGCGUAGGCAGCAGUUGUAUCCGGCUUCUUCGGCACAGUUUUAUUACUCUUUUUGUACGGUUCACGGACGCAGGCUCCCCGUUUUUCUACCCCUUGUAAAUUGACUACCCUUUCCUGCAAAUGUUAUUAGUCAGGGGUGUCUUAAAGUGUUCGUACAAGUUUUACCAAAUUUGUACGAUUUUUACGGAGUACGUACUAAUUUUAUGAAAUUCAUAUGAUCUACUACUACCAAAGAUAUGAAUUUUACGGUUUCAUAUCAACACAAGUUUUAUGGAAUUCAUAUGACUUUAAUCAAUUGUAAGGAUUGUAUGUAUUCCGUAAAACUUGUAAAAUAUGUAUGUUCCUUAGCAGUGGAACGUAAGAAUUCUGUAAAAUUUGAAUGUAUUCCGUAAAACUCGAAUGAAUUCCGUAAGAUUUGUAUGAACAAUUAAGGCACCCUUGUUAGUGGCUCCCAGUAAAUGCAGGUUUUGUAAAGAGGCGCUUGUGUCGGUGUUUCCCUCUGGCUUUUAUAUAGUGCAGUGACCGUGAUGAUUCGGACCGAGGUCCACUGAUAAACAGGGCUCGUGUUAAACUAACACCGUCGUCAGAUUUGUGUAAUAAUGAUUGUGAACUAAAAAAUGUGAUAUUAAUGUUGAGAAACUCCUUUCCACUAGACGCCGAUCGGCCGCGCAGCAACCAAAUUUUGACGUGUGCGACCCUUUGUCUCAUAAUUGGAAUAUGGGGCAAGAUGUACAAGUGUUACAUUAAAAUUAAAAGAGAACAAAACACACAGAAUGUAAAAAAAAUUCUUUAUCCAUGGAGUUCGUUGAGCGUCAGUCAAAUCUUUGGUGGCUGCAGCUUCUAAGUGGAAAGGGGGUGUAACCGAUGUCAUGAAAGUACUAAUUUUUGUUGGACUAACCGAAUACAUAGACGGAGAGUAUUUGAUGUGGAAGGGGUUCUUUCUGCUUGAACAUGUGGAAACAGGAUGCCAAAUGAAUAGAAAGCAAGAAGAGGGGCAGGUGGUGGAUGUAUUUUUAAGGACCACAUUGUCAGAUUUACUUUUUCUUCAAAAAUAAACUACUAUUGACCAAGA
Molecule: messenger RNA, 2963 nt
Organism: Branchiostoma floridae (Florida lancelet)
Lineage: Eukaryota; Metazoa; Chordata; Leptocardii; Amphioxiformes; Branchiostomatidae
Product: heterogeneous nuclear ribonucleoprotein K-like
Exons: 17
Coding region: 278-1738 (486 amino acids)
Biological process (GO): regulation of mRNA splicing, via spliceosome; regulation of transcription by RNA polymerase II
Cellular component (GO): nucleus; cytoplasm
Molecular function (GO): mRNA binding
Source: RefSeq, a predicted model, not a curated record